Molecule: messenger RNA, 1235 nt
Organism: Paramecium pentaurelia
Lineage: Eukaryota; Ciliophora; Oligohymenophorea; Peniculida; Parameciidae
Source: the annotation of a GenBank genome assembly
AUGAUUAAUAAAAUAACUGAGUAAUCUAACAAUAUUGGUCCUAGAUAAACUAGAAGUCUAACAAAGGCUUCUCCAACAUCUAAACGAAAUAGAGAAACUGAACUUAUUUAUUUGAGUAAAGUGACUGCAUUUAGUCAGUUGAAAAAUUAUUAAAUUGAUUACAUUUAUAGAUCAAUAAAAAGUGUAGAAUUUACAAGAGGACAUUUAAUAUUUUAAGAAGGAUAGAAAUGUGAUGCUGUUUAUGUAAUUAAAUAAGGUGAAAUAGAAAUAUUUAAAAAGGAACCAAUUAAUCAAUAAAUUGAAUAAUAUUACUAAUUAAAUAAAAAAAAGUUUGUUCAUUAAAUGAUCAAAGUAUUAGGUGAAUAAACUGCCUUUGGAGUAGGAGAUAUUGUUAAUGGAAUUUAUACUAUUAAUGCAAGAGUAAGUUCUCAUUUUGCAGAAUUAUAUAUGAUUAAAAUAUAAGAUUAUAAACGUAUACUUGAUAUGGAACCAUAAAUCAAAUUAUAAUAAUAGGAAAAUGAAAAUAUGGACAAUCUUGAAGUUAUAACCAAAUAUUAAUUGCCAUCUCUCUAUGAUUCUGUUAAAGCAUCUUAAGCAUAGAAAUAAGAGAUUUAAUAUCUAAAGAAAGUAAGGAAAGGCAUAACUUACCUUGUACCAUAAUCUUAAGGAACAGAUAUAAUGAAGAAUUCUCACAUUGAUUAAAGUUUAGAAGAAAUCUAUAAGUAUAGUCAUCAAUCUAUUUAAGAAAGUCUGUAAUAUUACAUUAGAAGAUGUUACCUAAUUACUAAUAAGUUGAUUUAGAAAACCCAUUGAUUUAAGGUUAAGAAAUAAUAAAUGAUAGAUUGUUGUUAAAUAAAAUUAUUUAGAAAGAAUAUACUAUUAAAUUUACAAAAGAAUCACCUACAACAAAUAGAUAGAUGUAAUAGAGUGUUAUAUCAACAUCAAAUAGUCCUAUGAGCAAGAAACUAUAAUUAAUAUUUCAAAAAGAUAAAAAAGUUAAAUAAAAUUAUUCAAUAAAUGAGGUAUCACAUAGAGAAAAAAUGAAAAUAAUAUAAGAUACAUCCCCACAUUCUAGUUCAUUUCGUUCUGCAAGACUUGAUACUGGUAGAUCUACAUUUCAUGCAACUCCAAUAUUUGAUUAACAUGAUCCAAUAAGACUAAAGUAAUUUAUACCAACAGAACUUUUUCCAAUUUAUUGUCAUUUAUUCAAACCAGACAAUCAAGAAAUAAGUUGA